CUCUGAAACAACACUACUGUUUGACCUUGAGACUCCUCCUCUAUGCUUUUACUCCAAAUUGGUGGACUUUCCCAAAAUUUGUUACUAGAACUCUCUUAAUCUCUUGCUUCACUUAAACAUGGAAGCCACCACAUCGGUGCUUAUCUACUCAAGAACAGCUCCCUUUUGUUUCACCGUAAAAAACAACAAUAAAUUUUCUCUUGGGUAUUUCAACAAACAGCUACCAAACAAUAUACCGAACCAGUAUUUUCGCUCUCAGCAAAAACACAAUCCCAUCAGAACUACAUUAAGUUUUGUUGUUCCUCUGAAAAGAACUAGAACCCAUUUGUUAUCGCCUCUUAAAUGUUCAUAUUCUAAUUCAACAAGUGCAGAUUCUUCUCGAAAGCCAUUGCUAGAACCCUUGAAAAACCUCACCUUUGAUUCACUCAAAACAGCCCUUUUAAAAGUAACCCCUUUUGAUAUCAUCAAGUGGUCUGGUAUCCUAUCCAUUGCAGUUGCAGCCACUAAAUGGACUGUGAAUUUAGUUUUAAAUCCCUUCUUUUGGAUGUACUUUAGUUGGACUUGGUUGUUUUGGCCUUGGUUUGUGGCUAUUGCGGUUGGUGUUUAUGGCUUAUAUUGUUUUAGAAAGUAUUCUCGAGGUGAAGCUAGCAUAUUGGAGCAACUUUCCGUUGUUACCUCUGUGUUUACAUGGUUAACACUGGUACCACCAGCCCAUUUAAAUGGCUACCUCGAAGGUUGGCCUUUUGUCUUCUUUUUUGUGUACCAUUACUUUUUUUUCUUCAAUGUUAGUGUAAGAAAACGGUUAUAUGGCGACUACUACACUCGUGAACAUGACCCCAAGUGGGAUAUAAGCCUGCCUAUCUGGUCUCGCCUUUUGUUUUGUAUUGGAGUUAUGGUUGGUCAUUGGCUUGCAGCCUUUGAAGCGCCGGAGUUGCAUAGAAUUCCUGGUGGGUGGAACAAUGUAGGAGUGUGGAUUUUGAUAGUGCUGACUUUGUUGAUGCAAUAUAAUUCGACAUUGUACCUGGCAAAAUAUUCGGAGAAGGUGGUGGUGCCAACUGCUGUUGUCCAGUUUGGACCAUAUAGGUGGGUGAGGCAUCCGAUAUAUGCUUCUACAAUGCUUCUGUUCGUGACAUAUUCUGUUGCACUUCGGGCACCUCUGAGCUCGCUGUUUGUUAUAGCAGUGUGUUUGGUGUAUUAUGAGCAAAAGGUGAAAUUAGAGGAAGCUUUGAUGGUGGAGACUUUUGGAGAAAGGUACCUGGAAUAUGCAAACAAAGUUAUGCACAAAUUCAUUCCUUUUGUAUACUAGUGGCACAGACUGACACUGUGGGCUCGACAUCAUAGAAAGAGAACAGACCUGGAGAAUGUGGAAGCCACCUCACAUUCACAUGAUAGCCAACUCAUAAAGAUGUAACAUAUGUCAGCUUAUCCUUGUUUUGAACCACAUAUUAGCUCAUAACAGGCACAUCCAAGAUACUUGUAAAAGAUCACUUCCAAAACACUCAAGAGGUUCCUUCUUCUGAGAGCAUUUGAGCCAUAUCACUUUCGUGUAUGUCCCUUGUGUUUCUGUUUCUGUGCACUUAAGACAAUAGUAAUUGGUCCUGUUUUGGCUUCUGAGUUUUUUCUCUUGCAUUUCUUAUCUUUUUGUAUCAUCUAUAUUUGUGUGUGUUAAUGCAAGCUGGCAUUACCAAGGCUACUCGUGUUUUGUAUGUGGCCUUGAAAGCUGAAUAAUUUUAUUUCCUAAUCAGGUAACUCAGGAAUUCUUCUCCAUGUAUUUCUCCAGUCUGCAAUACAGUAGUCUGUAUCUUAAAUGUGUUUGUUCUCAAGCUAGAUACCCUCCAAAAUGAAUUAAAGCUUUACCUGUUAUGUGGUGUCAUUAAAUUCAGAAAUUUAAGAUGCAGGUCACUCUCAAAAGUGUCAAGAUUUGUUUCCAUAAUUUGCAUAUGAAAAUACAUUUCUUGGGAGAAGUUAUAUCUUGCGCAAUGUGGGUCUGGUUGCUUCUUAGAAACCAUCUUCUAAUCUGUUCAACAUUAUUGAUAAAUAUCACAAUACCUUUUGCAUAAAUGCAUUUGAUGCUGGGGAUAUGUUAUUUAUUUAUG
Molecule: messenger RNA, 2096 nt
Organism: Pistacia vera
Lineage: Eukaryota; Viridiplantae; Streptophyta; Magnoliopsida; Sapindales; Anacardiaceae
Exons: 2
Coding region: 119-1306 (395 amino acids)
Source: RefSeq, a predicted model, not a curated record